AUGGGAGCAUACAAGUACCUUGAGGAGCUUUUCAAAAAGAAGCAAUCUGACCUUUUACGGUUUUUACUCCGUGUACGAUGCUGGCAAUACCGCCAACUCAAUGCCAUUCAUAGAGCCUCACGACCCAUGCGCCCUGACAAAGCUCGUCGUCUUGGUUACAAAGCCAAGCAAGGGUAUGUGGUUUACCGUAUCCGUGUAAGACGUGGUGGACGCAAACGCCCAGUACCUAAAGGUGCAACUUAUGGUAAACCUGCCAACCAGGGUGUGAACCAAUUGAAAUUCCAGAGGAGUUUAAGAUCUGUGGCUGAGGUAGGAAGUCAAAGCACUCUUAAAUUUUCUACUACUUAAAAGCCGAUUUUUAUUUAUCAGAAAACCCUGACAGGGAGGUAUUUUCAGGAUAUCUUUCAAACUGUGACAAGUUAUGUGGACAGAUGAAUUUGUGAAAUUGUAAACAUUCUCAAUUUUUUGGGAUAGUUGACAAUGAAAUGGUAAAUUGAGAAUGUUUCUAUUUCCUUUAUGUAUUCCAUAUAUUUUUGAAUAAUUUACUUCAGUUUUGUUUGUUAAGGAUGAUGGUGUUUUAGCCUUAGUCCUGACAAUUUCAAUCGAGGGGGCUUAUUGAAGUGCUGAUUUCUUUAAAUUCCUUGAUGAGUAGCAUAUAGCAUUUUCUAUGAGUGGAAAUUUAAACUAUAUUUGUAAUAAAUAGAUCAGGGGUACUUGCCAAGGGAAUUUUUUUAAGAAGAGAGAUGGUUUUAAAUUCUUGUUCUCAAAGCUUGGCUAAUUCUUAGCUCUAGCAAAAAAAAAGUUGAUAUCUGCCUGCCUAUACAGAACACUUGAACCUAGGGAACUUUGUAAAUGGUUGAGGCAUCUGAUAAUCAUGAUAUGACGGUCCAUUGUAAGACUUGAUGACUCGCCAUGAAUUAGGCCAUGCCCCUUCACUUACUUAUGAGAUAUGAAGAAGUGAAGGCUCAAUUCAAGGGAGCCUUUGGUUUUUAACCCUUUCACUUCCAUGAUCUCAUCAGUAAUUCUCUCUACUGUCUGCUAUAUAAUUCUUAUGAUGUUGCUUUGGAGAAUUUGGUAUGGAUCAACUUGCAGUUCGUUAAUUUGUUAUUUUUCUUUAUUCUUAACUCUUGCCUGAUUGAUAUUGUGUAGAUAUUGUAUUGAUAUUGUAAGGAGAAAUUCUGUCUUGAUCACUCCUGGGAGUUAAAGGGUUAAGACUUCUUAAGCAUCCAAAGGAACUGAAUCCUUCUGUUGGGACACAACUUUUAGAAUUAGUUCUCUCUGCUUUACUGUUAUUUAACAAUAAAUAAUGGUGAGUUCAGUUAACUGAUGUUUUAAUCUAAAACUGUUUCACCAAAUCCUUGAGCAAUCUCAGCAUGUGGGCUGAAGGCAAACCUCCCAUGUUUUGCUGCUUAGGAUUUUUCAUUAUUGAAAUACAAAAUUUGUGGGAAGAAUAAAAACUUGUGCAGAUUUCCUCAACACUUUUGACAACCAAGUAUUUUGUUCUAUGCUAGCCAAUGGGGGGGAAAGAAGCUGUCAUGGAGAUACGGUCAGAGCUUUGGAUUGACUGAAGAAAUAAGCACAUUGUGCCAACCCUUAAACCACUGAUGUCAUUUGAACUGUAUUUUACAGGAGCGUGCUGGUCGAUACUGUGGUAGCCUGCGAGUCCUGAACUCCUAUUGGGUGGCUGAGGAUUCCACUUACAAAUUCUUCGAGGUGAUCAUGGUGGAUCCCUUCCAUAAAGCUGUUCGUCGUGACCCAAGAAUCAACUGGAUCUGCAAACCAGUACACAAGCACCGUGAGCUCCGUGGGCUGACCGCCGCUGGCCGUAAAAACCGCGGUAUGCGUAAGGGUCACGGAUACAACAAGGUGAUCGGCAGUUCCCGUCGUGGAUCAUGGAAGAGGCGCAAUACGCUGUCUCUUCGCCGAUAUCGUUAA
Messenger RNA from Pocillopora meandrina, 1935 nucleotides. The record is from the annotation of a GenBank genome assembly. Lineage: Eukaryota; Metazoa; Cnidaria; Anthozoa; Scleractinia; Pocilloporidae.